GACAGACGCGGUGCCCGCAGCAAAAACGAAGCAGACGAAGGCGGAAGUCAAGUGGACUUGGCGACCAAGACAAGUUCGGAACUUUUCUCGUUCUUCGGUUUUUGGGAAGUAAAAAACCAACACUUUUUAAACUCAAAGAAAAAGAAGAGGGAUAUAGAAAAAAAAAAUCACUUUGACAUGACGAAGCCCAGCCGGUGAAGUGUGAACGUCGCAAGCGUCAUGGAUGCAGAAUUAUGUAACCAUGGCGACACGACGGCACAGGAAGUGCAUCUCCCAUCAUGCCUUGUUCUGGACGACAGCGAAUCAGAGGAUGUCCUCCAGGCUGUGAACCCCAACCAUGUGUUUGGUGGCGGCCCAUCCUCAGACAGCGACAGCGGCGUUUGUGAGGAUCCCGCGGUCCAGAGUCCCGUUGCCACGGUGACGCUGACCCAGCCCUGUGUCUACCGGGUGGUGUAUGACCUGAACGAGCCCGAGCGGGCGAGCGCGGACGUCGUCUCCAUCGAGCUGGACUUAUGGAGCUCGCAGACUCUCAGGCCCGACGCGUGCGUUGUUGGUGAGAUGCCACUGGUCUCCGGCGCCAAUGGCCCGCCGACCGUGGACUUGUCCGGAUGGGAGUUGCAACUGACAGAGGAGGAGCAGAAGUUGCUGAGUCAGGAGGGCGUGUCCUUGCCCAGCCAGCUUCCUCUCACCAAGGCCGAGGAGCGAAUCCUGAAGAAAGUUCGCAGGAAAAUCCGCAACAAGCAGUCUGCUCAGGACAGCCGCCGCCGCAGGAAGGAGUACAUCGACAGCCUGGAGAACAGGGCAGCAGUGUGCACAGCUCAGAACAAGGAGCUGCAGAAGAAGGCGGAGCAGUUGGAGAAACACAACAUGUCUCUGCUGGGUCAGCUGCGCCAUCUCAAGUCUCUGAUCAAACAGACCGCUAGCAAGGCAGCGCAGACCACCACCUGCUUACUAAUCAUCUUUGUGUCACUAAGUCUGAUCCUCCUGCCAAGUUUGAGUCCAAUCAGCCGCCGCUCGUUUGCAGAUGAUGACUACCGGCCCUCCGGAGUACUUUCCAGAAACAUCCUGACUGACGUCGCUUCCUCCCCGCCCAAGCCCGACGAGCCGUUCGCUCCGGAUUCCUCGGUUCCGCCUGACCCAUCGGGCCAAUCAGAAGCGGUGGUCAACGACCCCGAGCUGAACCUUGACCGUGUGGUCCCGCUGAGCGUUCAAUCGGGAAACGCUUCCAUCGGGACGCCAAGUCACCGCGUCACCAAGUCGCCGCAUGCAGAUGAGAUGUAGUGACUCCGCCCUCGCCAACAGGAACUCCUGAUGGUACAUGAGACUUUCUCCCCUCGCUAUUGGCCGACAUGGCGUCCAACCUACAAGCUGGCAGUGAUAGUUUUCGUUUACGUUUCUCCAACGUGUCCGUCAACUUUUUCACUCCGUCUGCUGACCGCUCACUUAUAGUUCCUCCUUCCUGUUUUCAUGUCACAUUCAAAGACUAAAGGUGUCAACAUGUACACAUCUGCGUCAUACAACAUCGCCUCAACAACGCUAUAACAACCAAUUCCCCGACAAAGGACAUUUUGACAAACAUGAUGAACCAAACAAACACAUCACAACAACGUAACAACUAAAGGGAAAUUUCUACCAAAACACCACAAACACACAAACAUGUUUUUACUCCUUUUUCAUUUUUAUUUAAUUCAAAUUAAAAAAAAAAUUUCACAAGUAAAAA
Molecule: messenger RNA, 1720 nt
Organism: Nerophis ophidion (straightnose pipefish)
Lineage: Eukaryota; Metazoa; Chordata; Actinopteri; Syngnathiformes; Syngnathidae
Product: cyclic AMP-responsive element-binding protein 3-like protein 4
Exons: 10
Coding region: 220-1281 (353 amino acids)
Biological process (GO): regulation of transcription by RNA polymerase II
Cellular component (GO): nucleus
Molecular function (GO): DNA-binding transcription factor activity, RNA polymerase II-specific; RNA polymerase II cis-regulatory region sequence-specific DNA binding
Source: RefSeq, a predicted model, not a curated record